GUGCUCCAUCCUGUCCAACGCCACGGUGAAGUGUGACACCGGAGUCUACCGGUCGCUGCAGGCCUGGAAGGACCACAAGCUGCACAUCGACCACGAGAUCGAGACUCUGCAGACCAGAAUCAAUAACCUGAGGGAGGUCAGAGGUCACCUGAAGAAGUCCCGCCCCCUGCAGUGUGACUGCAACAAGUACCUGUACAAAGCUAAGAUGAAGAAGAAGCUCAGGUACCGAGGAGGAGGAGGCCUUCAUCCCUUCAGGAAGGGCGGGGCUCGGGACGAAAAGGCGUGGCUUCAGAAGGAGCAGAGGAGGAGGAAGAAGAUGAGGAAGAUGAUAAAGAGGAUCAAAAACAACGACACGUGCUCCAUGCCCGGACUCACCUGCUUCACUCACGACAACCAGCACUGGCACACGCCGCCCUUCUGGACACUGGGCUCGUUCUGCGCCUGCACCAGCGCCAACAACAACACAUACUGGUGCCUGAGGACCAUCAACGACACACACAACUUCCUGUUCUGUGAGUUCGCCACCGGCUUCCUGGAGUACUUCGACCUCAGCACGGACCCGUACCAGCUGAUAAACGCCGUCAGCUCUUUGGACCGAACGGUUCUGAACCAGCUGCACGUCCAGCUGAUGGAGCUGAGGGGCUGCAGGGGGCACAAGCAGUGUAACCCCCGUACACACUCCGUGGACCUGGGAGGGCGGGCUGACGCCAGCUUUGAUGACUACAGGCUGUUUGAGAGGAGGAAGUGGCCGAGAGUCAAGAAACCUUCGUCGUCUCUAGKUCCGAUCUGGGACGGAUGGAAAGGCUAAGUCUCCUGAUUGGCUCAGGCUGACUCCAGACUCCGCCCACAGUAGUCUGAAGGAGAAUGGCGUGGUCUCAGAGCUGACAGCGGCACGCCCCCACCCCGCCCACCAGCCAAUCAGCUUCUGGAACAUCUGUGACAUCACUCCACUCUCCUGCGCUGCGAAGAAACGCUCGACGAGACUCUUCAUCAGCUGCUCCUUCCUCCUCCUCCUCCUGUUGCUCUGAGGAGGGAGGAGCCAGAAGGAGGAGGGGCCAGGGGAGGGGGAGGAGCUAAAGGAGGAGUAAAACUCUAAAGAGCAGUUUUUUCCCUGGGUUUUGUCUUUCAGGUGAAGUGAUGGAGGACCACACUGUUUUUAUUUUGAUUGUUUUUGUCAGAAAUUAUUUUUCAGUGUUUAUUAUUUUCUCCUCGGUUUUAAAAGACUAAAUUUAGAUUUAAAUUCUUUGUUUUCAACUGGAAGUGACAUCUGUUGCUUUCAGAACUCUUUUGCAUCACAGUGAAAUUUAAAAUUAAACUGAUUUAUUAAAACAAAAAAGUCAUAUAAAAGUAUGAAGUUAAAACAAAUUGUAAAUAUAAAACGAGUUCUUGUAAAAACAAAAUAAUUAUCUAUUACUGAUGAUACAAACAAAUAUAUUUACUAACAAUUCAUUACUUUUUACAUACUUUACUGUUUUUGUAACAAUCUUCUUGAAUUUAAUCUGAUAUUUUUAUUUUAUUUAUUUUUUUAAACAAACCUCCUCCUCAGCAUCAUGUCGUGUUUAUAUUUAAUCUUUCUAACAGUCUGUGAGACGUUAAAGGACCCGUUUGUGUUGUUUUGAAGUGAUGUGAUGUCAUUGAUGACAUCACUGAUGACAUCACUGUUGAUCGUUUGUUUUCUGUUUGGUUACCAUGGAGACCAACGUCUUCAAUGACAAACUGACCUGGUGAUGGACUUCACUACCCACAAUGCAACAGUGAGCUCUGAGGAAACCCAAGUGACGUCUCCUGAUGUGUCACGAGCCAAUCAGAAACAGACCCAGUGAUGAUGUCAUCAGGACUGUUUUUGAGUUUGAAAGGUGUUUCUCAGAGACCAUUUUUGUGCUCUUGGUACAGAAGAAUCCAGUAUCCUGCUCCUCUUCAUCUUCCUCACUGGUUCUGUCCUCCCAGCCGAUCUGAACUCUGACUGCUGAAAGUGGUUUGGUGUGUUCAGACUGGUUCUUCUUCCUGUGUGAAUCCAGUUUCUUCUCGUCAGUCUUUGCUCUGCAGAACUCUCUGCUGUCCAACAACAAACCUGCUUGAGUUUGAAUGUAUUUGUAAAUGUUUGAAUGAUUCUUUUUAAACCGGACCGAUGCGGUCCAGCUGAAGUGGCACUUUGAUGGACGGUUAAUUCUGAUCUAACACCUGUGUGUGCAGUCACCUGACCUGUGGAAACUACGAGCAGUUUUAGUGUCAAUAAAGUGUUGAAUGACAAAA
Messenger RNA from Austrofundulus limnaeus, 2253 nucleotides. Its product is annotated as extracellular sulfatase Sulf-2. Gene Ontology annotation, biological process: negative regulation of fibroblast growth factor receptor signaling pathway; positive regulation of vascular endothelial growth factor production; heparan sulfate proteoglycan metabolic process. NCBI's taxonomy places the organism in Eukaryota, Metazoa, Chordata, Actinopteri, Cyprinodontiformes, Rivulidae. Gene Ontology annotation, molecular function: calcium ion binding; glycosaminoglycan binding; N-acetylglucosamine-6-sulfatase activity. Gene Ontology annotation, cellular component: plasma membrane; Golgi apparatus; cell surface. The record is from RefSeq and is a predicted model, not a curated record.